CAGUGCCGGUUCAUCGCCACUAAUGGUGUGCAGAACAAGGGGGACUUAAAGAGAAAAACUUCUCCAACCAAAAAAAACAUUAACAUCAUUUGAAAACCAAACAGAAAAACUACUAAAAAAAUCUUGCAUCAUGAGCUUUGUCCCAUACAUCUCCUCCUCCCUCUCCCGGCGAUGGGAAGAUUCCCCCUCCAGCAGAACUACCUACCGGCUCUCCCGGGGUCCCCUGACGUCCUCCAGGUGGCCGAUGCAUUUGGAGCCGCUGCAGCGCUGGGAGCAGAGUGACCUGAGCCAGGCGAGCAUAGUGAACGCAGAGCUGCGGGCCCAAGAACGAGAGCAGCUGGUGGGUCUGAACAACCGCUUUGCAUCUUACAUCGAGAAGGUGCGACACCUUGAGCAACAAAAUCGGGUGCUGCUCCUACAACUGGAGGCCCUGCGGCGCAGGCAGAGUCAGCCAUCCCGUGUGCAGCAGCUCUACCUACAGGAGGUACGGGGCCUCAGGGAGCAGCUGCAUCAAGAGGCCCAGAAUAAAGCACGCAUGGAGGCACAGAAGGAGAAAUUGCGGGAGGCACACACACAGCUGCACGAGCGCUGGGAGGAAGAGGCGAGGCGGCGUAGCCAGGCAGAGGCAGAGGUGCAGAGGUUGCAGGAGGAGGCAGGUCAGGCCGCUCUGUGCAGCUGUGAUGCCAAGGCCAGCGUAGUCUCCCUGGCGCAGGAGUUGGCCUUCUUGAAGCAAGUGUUUGCAGAGGAGCAGGAGGGGCUGAGGGUCCAGCUACAGGUUGCCAGCCUCAGUGUGGAGCUGGACACAAGUAGACCAGACCUGUCAGCCGCUCUGAGAGAGAUCCGAGCGCAGUAUGAGAGCCUGGCUGGACGCAACAUGCAGACCGCCGAAGCCUGGUUCCGGGGGAAGGUGGCAAGCGUAGUGGAGCUGUCAGAUAAGCAGGAGGAGGCUGUGCGCUUGGUACGUGAGGAGACCACUGAGUAUCGACGGCUGCUGCAGUCCCGUUCAGCUGAGGUUGAGGCACUGAGGAAUGUUAUCGAUUCACUGAAUGCACAACUAGGGGACCUAGAGGAAACGCAGAACACUGAUGUCAACAAAUACCAGGAGAGGAUAAGUGACCUAGAGAGGGACAUUGCCGAUGCGAAAGAGGAAAUGUCACGCUAUUUGCGGGAGUAUCAAGAUCUGCUUAACGUGAAGAUGGCUUUGGAUGUUGAGAUUGCAGCUUACAGGAAACUCCUGGAGGGAGAAGAAAUUCGAUUGACAUAUUCCACCCUACCAGCCCUUGCCUAAACCUUUAAAACACAAAAUCCUAGUAACUCACUUUCAUCAUAUUCAUAUUUUGAAUACUGUUGAGUCAGACCCACAUUAAGAUCCUAAAAUACUAACCAACACAUCACCUUCCCAAACAUUGAGAGGCACAUAAAUCUACUUUUUUCUCCAAAAACCCUACUAACCUAGACCCACCAUUUAAGACUCUCUUUGCCAAAUCCACAUCCAUAACCUUCACAUUUACUUCCAAUCCUAGUUAUUUAGUUAAUUCCACCCCAAUUCCACCAUCUAACCAUGAAACUAAACCGCAGCACAUCAUCGCUUUAAAGUCAGACGAGCCCUUGUGUCACACAAGAGGUACACAUAAUGAGGUCCCCCUUCUUCUUUACACUUGAAAAUGGACAAAUGACCACCUUGGAGACAUUGCUAAGGGCAGCACUCACUCAGCCAGAGCUCAGUGUCAUGUUGGCAGAUUCUCAUGAAGGACCUUAGAUGGUUCAACUUAAAGAACUCUAUACACUAUAUUGUUCUGCAAAUAAUAGUUUUCACUAAAUUGUAAUUUUUUUCUGUUUCAUUCCCAGCACCCAUUGGGAAUCUGAUUAACCAGUGAUCCCCUAUAAGCAAACUUUUAACCAAUUGUUUGUUGAGGUGAAUUGUAGUUCGGUCUCAACUUUCUUUGGGUGCAAGGAAUGGAAUAAAGCCAAUUUGUUAAUUCGACAUUAGACCAAGAAUCAGCCAACAGGACACUGUCCACCAUCCCUGGCUCUUUAGAUUAUAUGUAGUUAGUGCAACAGUUAAGUUUUAGCUAUGUUAAUUAUGUUAGAAUGUGUUAAUUUUAGUAAAUGUUGUAGUAAUAUUUUAUUUGCUAUGUAUCUGUGUUCAGCUUCUCUUAUGUUUGUUCGGUUGAGUAUAAUUAUGAGGAUAUGAUUAUUAUUUUGCUUUAGCAUUUACAGUGUUUGACUUGAUAAAAGCAUGACAAGAGUAGGACAAAUUCAAGAGUAGGAAUAAAAGCUUUAGAGCUGGAGUUUUUAGACUCAUGGUUAAAAUACAACUAUCAUGCUUUCAUCUGCUUUUGUUGUGUCAUCUAAGUUACAGUGCAAGUCAGUUAUCAGUAAUUUGGAAAUGAACAAGUAACCGAGUCUGUUUAUCAUGACGGUCUCUGAACUGAAUGGUGCUGUAUGUUUGCACCUAAAUACAUACUGAAUAAAGCAACAGUACCUCUUCUGGAGCACGUC
Messenger RNA from Sinocyclocheilus grahami, 2502 nucleotides. Its product is annotated as neurofilament light polypeptide-like. Gene Ontology annotation, molecular function: structural constituent of postsynaptic intermediate filament cytoskeleton. Gene Ontology annotation, biological process: neurofilament bundle assembly. The coding region runs from base 131 to 1288 and encodes 385 amino acids. The transcript has 3 exons. Gene Ontology annotation, cellular component: postsynaptic intermediate filament cytoskeleton; intermediate filament; cytoplasm. The record is from RefSeq and is a predicted model, not a curated record. NCBI's taxonomy places the organism in Eukaryota, Metazoa, Chordata, Actinopteri, Cypriniformes, Cyprinidae.